Ostrea edulis (European flat oyster) is the source of this 969-nucleotide messenger RNA. RefSeq names its product prostaglandin E synthase 3-like. Lineage: Eukaryota; Metazoa; Mollusca; Bivalvia; Ostreida; Ostreidae. The record is from RefSeq and is a predicted model, not a curated record. The transcript is spliced from 9 exons. Gene Ontology annotation, cellular component: cytosol; nucleus. Bases 77 to 637 code for a protein of 186 amino acids. Gene Ontology annotation, biological process: chaperone-mediated protein complex assembly; protein folding. Gene Ontology annotation, molecular function: protein-folding chaperone binding; Hsp90 protein binding.
UAAUCACCUGGGUUUAGCGUUUUCCUUCCCUUACUUUCGAAUGAUUCAUAGUACGAGCUAUCACUGAAAUACCCGCAUGGCGUCCGACGAUUCCAAAAUGGCAGACAAAGCACAAAGUCUUCACGCACCUAUGGAAUGGGCACAAAGAAAAGACAAGUUAUAUGUUACAGUUGAUGUAGAGGACUGUUCAGAACCACAAAUAGAACUUACAGAAACAUCACUAACAUUUAAGGCAAGAGGAGGAGCAGAGAAGAAAUGGUACGAGGCCAAAAUAGAAUUCUUCAAGGAGGUGGAUCCUAAGGAGUCAAAAUACACAGUUCUGCCCAGGAAUGUCCCAUUUGUGAUAAAGAAGAAGGAGGAGGGUCACUUCUGGCCCAGAUUAAUAAAAGACAAAGUUAAGGUUCACUGGAUAAGAACAGAUUUUAACAAAUGGAAAGACGAGGAUGACUCAGAUUACGAAGACGAAUCAGGAGACAUGGAUUUAGAAGCAAUGAUGUCAAAAAUGGGUGGCCUAGGUGGAAUGGAUAAUCCAAUGGGAAUGAUGAACAACAUGGGAGGCAUGGGUAUGGGUGGCCAGGAAGAUGGCGGGAAAGAAUCAGAAGAUAGUGAUGAUGAAGAUUUACCAGACUUAGAAUAAUAUAAAGCAAUUUCCUAUACUGGAGUGAAGUGAAGUAGCGCUUUGGUUCAGUGUACCGGAGGAUGAAGGGAUUACAGACACAGACUGUAGCCAUAGACUGUUUAUAGAAUUUUGAUACAUGUGGAAAAAUAAUUUCAACUAAAUACUUAACUGGAUAUAUAUUAUAUGCCAGUUUCCUUUGAUUGUGUUGUACAACCGCAGUCUCAUUUCUCUGUGAAGAGAAUUUGGUAUUUUAUUGUUCAAUCAUGACACCUUCAUUCCAUUCUUGAUUUAUAUUCUGUCAAAUUGUCUGUAUCAUGUGUCAAUUUAAAACAAUAAAUAAUUGUUACUAA